AUGGACACCAGUGCAACGAGUUCAACUCAAGAUGACGAGUCGGACUGGUCAAGAAAUAUUUCAAUGGAAGAAUACCUGACGUAUAAUAAUACAUAUGAUACUUACGAUACUCUAUACGACGUGCCAACCGGUAUGAUAGUGUUACUGUCGUUCUUGUACGGAUCGAUAUCAGUGUUAGCUGUUGUGGGUAACUUCCUUGUAAUGUGGGUGGUGGCAACGUCUCGGCGAAUGCAAAGUGUAACUAACUGCUUCAUAGCGAAUCUGGCCCUAGCUGAUAUUGUGAUAGGCCUAUUUGCUGUACCAUUCCAAUUUCAAGCAGCACUUCUACAGCGAUGGUUGUUGCCACACUUCAUGUGCGCAUUCUGCCCGUUUGUGCAGGCGCUAAGUGUCAAUGUUAGCGUGUUUACUUUAACUGCCAUAGCUGUCGACAGACACCGAGCCAUUAUAACACCGCUUAGUGCGCAUACAUCCAAGCGUGUUGCCAAGGUAAUCAUUGUGUUUAUUUGGGUUCUCGCGUUAUCUCUCGCGGCGCCAAUGGCAAUGUCAUGGGAAGUUAUUAUGGAGGACGAAAUAGAUCCAGUGACUAGACUGUUUUACAAAAAGCCAUUCUGUGCUCCAAGUGAAUUUGGAUCGCAUUCAUUAGCUAUUUAUAGACUGGUGCUUUACGUUUUUCAGUAUGUUAUCCCGCUGUGCGUCAUAUCAUUCGCCUACGUACAUAUGGCAAUGAAGUUGUGGGGGGCGCGAGCUCCCGGAAAUGCACAAGAGAUACGGGACGCAAAUCAAAUGAAGAAUAAAAAACGGGUAAUUAAAAUGCUGGUGCUGGUAGUGGCGCUGUUUGCAUUAUGUUGGCUCCCACUGCAAAGUUAUAUGUUAUUGCAGUCGUUUUUCCCAUCAAUUAACGAGUAUAAAUAUAUAAAUGUCAUUUUCUUUUGCUUUGACUGGUUGGCAAUGAGUAAUUCUUGCUAUAAUCCAUUCAUUUAUGCAAUUUACAACGAAAAGUUUAAAAAAGAAUUUAAGCAACGAUUCACUUACAGGAAAAAAAGAAGAUUUAAUAAUGACAGUUAUGAGGAUGGCCAGUCUUAUCGAACACGCGUACUUUCUUUUCGGUCGACAAAUGAAAGAAGCACAUAUUCGACAAGGAAAUCUGUAAGUUUAGGAACUUCGGAUGCAACAAAAUCUCAAAAUAGAAGCUCUUGUUAUUGUGCAAGAAAUUUUAAUAUCAACUCGGAGGAAGAAUCUCGUCUCACAGUAGUAAGAGCGUUAAACUCUUUUCGAAAUGGAACUAAAAAUAAUGGAACCAAAACCCAAGAUUUGACCAAUAGAAGAGGUAAACCUAAACGUUUAUCUAGAGACGAAACCCUGCCUGUUGGCAAUGAACGAGUCAGUGAGUUGUAUAUAUUUCCAAAUAGUAAUAUCGUUGAUUUAACAGAUGUUCCGUGUGAUAAUAAGGUGUAA
Molecule: messenger RNA, 1455 nt
Organism: Parnassius apollo (apollo)
Lineage: Eukaryota; Metazoa; Arthropoda; Insecta; Lepidoptera; Papilionidae
Source: the annotation of a GenBank genome assembly